AUGCGAGCCAUGCCUGACAAAAGAACUUAUUUGAACGCUGUCAAAGCUCUCAACAGCCUCCAAAGCAACUAUGCUACCAUCCAAGCUGCCCAAGCUGCUGGACCACAGCUUGAUAAGGCCAUCCCUCAUAUGAUUGAAUGGGCUCGCCGUGCUGGAUACUCACCUUCAGAUCUAGACAAACUCCGAGUUAUCCAUGUAACCGGCACAAAGGGCAAAGGUUCCGUCUGCGCUUUUGUUCAAGCCAUUCUCGCUCAAUACCCAGCUGCAACAGGUAAUAAAACUGGUCUCUACACAUCACCACAUCUCAAGUCUGUACGAGAACGAAUUCGUAUCAAUGGUGAACCAAUCUCCAAAGACCUCUUUACAAAAUACUUUUUCGAACUCUUUGACCGUCUCUCCUCCUCCACAAGUGACCUCUCCAUUUUCCCUGAAUUUGCCCCUGGAAUUAAACCAAACUACUUUCGAUUCCUUACCCUCCUUUCUUUCCAUGUCUUUCUCAGCGAGGGUGUCAAAUGUGCCAUCUAUGAAGUCGGUAUUGGUGGCGAAUAUGACUCUACAAACAUUGUCCCCCAUCCAGUCGCCACAGGAGUAACUUCCCUCGGCAUUGACCACACAAACAUGCUAGGUAAUACCAUUGAGGAAAUUGCUUGGAACAAGGGAGGCAUCUACAAGUCAUCAGCCCUCGCUCUUUCUGUCCCACAAUCCCCUGCAGCCCUCAAAGUUCUUGAGGAUCGCGCACGUGAAAAAAAUACCCCAUUUGUCGUUCUCGACCCUAAUACCUCUCCAGUCCGCUCACUCAAACUUGGCCUUCCUGCUCGUUUCCAAUACAUUAAUGCUACACUCGCUGUCGGCCUUGCAAAGCAAUUUCUCCUCAAAUCAACACCUCCCAUCCCAGAUCUCAAUAUUGACCCAAACUCCCCACUCCCUGAAAAAUUCAUAAAGGGUCUUGAAACUGCCUCCUGGCCUGGCCGCUGCCAAACUGUCUCAGAUGGACCCAAUCUUACUUGGUUCCUCGACGGCGCACAUACCCAUGAAAGUAUAACCGAAACUGGUCUUUGGUUCAAAACUGUUGUCAGCCCUAAAGCAAACCAUAGAGUCCUUAUCUUCAACCAACAAAAACGCGACGCAGGUGCGCUUGCAGAAACCCUCUACAAUGCAAUUGGCUCAGAUACACCCUCCUUUGACCACGUUGUCUUUUGCACAAAUGUGACUUGGGCUUCCGGACAAUACUCGGCUGAACUGACCUCCAUCAACACCUCUGCGACCUCUGUCGACUCUCUUAUAGUCCAAAAGGGGCUUGCAGAUGCGUGGGCCAAAAUCGAUCCCUCUAGCCAGCGUCACAUCUUCCCAAGUAUCCAAGAAGCUGUAGAGUUUGUAAAGGCUUUAGAUGGUCAGACUCAAGUUUUGGUCACAGGCAGUCUCCACCUUGUUGGAGGACUACUAGCCGUUUUUGAUGGCCCCGAUGAAGAGGAGUAA
Molecule: messenger RNA, 1476 nt
Organism: Magnusiomyces paraingens
Lineage: Eukaryota; Fungi; Ascomycota; Dipodascomycetes; Dipodascales; Dipodascaceae
Exons: 2
Coding region: 1-1476 (491 amino acids)
Biological process (GO): tetrahydrofolylpolyglutamate biosynthetic process
Cellular component (GO): cytosol; mitochondrion; cytoplasm
Molecular function (GO): ATP binding; tetrahydrofolylpolyglutamate synthase activity
Source: RefSeq, a predicted model, not a curated record